Molecule: messenger RNA, 951 nt
Organism: Marmota flaviventris (yellow-bellied marmot)
Lineage: Eukaryota; Metazoa; Chordata; Mammalia; Rodentia; Sciuridae
Product: short-chain dehydrogenase/reductase family 16C member 6-like
Cellular component (GO): lipid droplet
Molecular function (GO): oxidoreductase activity, acting on the CH-OH group of donors, NAD or NADP as acceptor
Source: RefSeq, a predicted model, not a curated record
AUGAGUACGAUGGUAGACACCGCCAUUUUUCUGGGGAAAUUUCUGUAUUACUUUUUAGAAUCUGUAGCUUUCAAGAUAAUUCCCAGGAAAAAAAAGGAUGUUGCUGGUGAGAUUGUACUUAUAACAGGAGCUGGAAGUGGACUUGGGAGGCUCUUAGCCCUACAUUUUGCCCGCACUGGGGCCAUUUUAGUUCUCUGGGACAUUAAUCAAGAGAGCAAUAUGGAAACAUGUAGACUGGCCAAAGAAAAGGGUGGUGUGAAAGUCUUUGCCUAUAAGUGUGACUGUAGCAACAGGCAAGAGGUCUACAGCGUCGCUGAUCAGGUUAAAAAAGAAGUUGGUGAUGUGACCAUUCUCAUUAACAAUGCAGGCAUUGUAACAGGGAAGCCCUUUCUGGAUAUUCCAGAUCACAUGAUGGAAAGAUCAUUUUAUGUCAAUGCCAUCUCUCAUUUCUGGAUUUGUAAGGCCUUCUUUCCUGCAAUGCUUCAAGCUAAUCAUGGUCACUUGGUUUGUAUUUCAAGUAUAGCUGGAAUGGUCGGUACUAGUGGACUAUCAGAUUAUUCUGCAAGUAAAUUUGCAGCCUUUGGCUUUGCUGAGUCUCUCUUCCUUGAAUAUAAUAUGUCAAGGAAAACUAAUAUUAAAUUCACCUUAGUUUGUCCCUAUUUUAUCAAAACUGGAAUGUUUGAGGGCUGCACAACCAAGUAUCAAUUUCUAUUACCUCUACUGGAGCAGGAGUAUGUGGCCCAAAAAAUUUUCAACGCUAUUUUAGAGGAACAAGUUUACCUCCUAAUUCCCAAAUUUGCAUACUUUGCAGUUGUCCUUAAGCAUCUAAUAUCUCCAAAAAUGAUGAUCGUCCUUGGGGAGUACCUUGGAGCAGAUACUUGCAUGGAUUCUUUCAAAGGGAGAAUGGAAGCAAAUAAACCUCAGGAAGAAGUGGAGAGAAAAUGCCAGUAA